Messenger RNA from Dicrocoelium dendriticum, 792 nucleotides. Lineage: Eukaryota; Metazoa; Platyhelminthes; Trematoda; Plagiorchiida; Dicrocoeliidae. The record is from the annotation of a GenBank genome assembly.
AAAUGAGUUAUUUAGCUUGUACAUUUCGCGCGUUUCCUGUCGUCCGCCAUGCAGGAUGAUACCGCAGCUUUUCGUUGCAGGAUAACUGGUGGUUACGAGGCUAUUGAGCAGUUCCAACGUGAUUUGAUUCGUUUCCAAAGAGAAACUGCGAGUUCGUUUUAUAGAUGCACGGUCAUUACUGCGGAGGGACAUAAGCAAAGGACUGGAAAGGAUCUCCCUGAUGGUUAUCGGUAUCGAUUCAUUCAAUAUCGAUGUGUGCAUAGCAAGCGUAAGAACGUGAAAGGAAAGCGUUAUAGGUGCUACAACUGCGAGGCCCGAUUUUCUGUGGUGCUGAAAGGCAGGUAUUACGAGAUUGGCCGCGCCUGGUUGAAGCAUUCCCAUGUAUUCCAGUUGGGUAAACCUUGGCUUUAUCCUGCUAAUCGGCGGCUGAAUGCGGUACAAGAAGCGGCGGUAUUGAAGUUGAUGAAGUCUUUUCGUCAGACACGUGAAAUCAGGGGUUUCGUGUUAACGGAAUACGGCAUCCGCAUUACCAGACGUGAUUUAUAUCAUCUGAGGCAUCGUAGUCAGAAGGAGCAAGUUAGUGAGGUGGAAAAUGUGAUCACCAUGCUUGAAAGCGAAGGUUCAUGUUCCGUUGUGAGGGAGCGGUUAGAGGUGCGAUUCCUGUUCUUCGUACCUGCGUGCAUUCGCAGUUUGGUUGCACGAUACGGGGAAGUUAUACUGGCGGAUUCGACGCAUCAGCUUAAUUACGGUGGCUACAUACUAUGGCAUUGUAUGUUUGUUGACGUGACGGGG